Vanessa atalanta (red admiral) is the source of this 1420-nucleotide messenger RNA. RefSeq names its product m7GpppN-mRNA hydrolase (gene DCP2). Gene Ontology annotation, cellular component: cytoplasm; P-body. Bases 183 to 1322 code for a protein of 379 amino acids. The record is from RefSeq and is a predicted model, not a curated record. Gene Ontology annotation, molecular function: 5'-(N(7)-methylguanosine 5'-triphospho)-[mRNA] hydrolase activity; manganese ion binding; RNA binding. The transcript has 4 exons. Gene Ontology annotation, biological process: deadenylation-dependent decapping of nuclear-transcribed mRNA; nuclear-transcribed mRNA catabolic process, nonsense-mediated decay. NCBI's taxonomy places the organism in Eukaryota, Metazoa, Arthropoda, Insecta, Lepidoptera, Nymphalidae.
ACAUUGCUAUUGACAAACAAAACAAUAAUGCGUAUAUACUGUGGGUACAAAAAAGUAAGAUUCUUUUUAUUAAAAAGUGUACGAUUUUGGAGUAAUAGUUUGCUAAUUGUUAAAUAGUCUACUAUUUUUAAAUUACAUUGUUUAGAAUUAUUUUAGUUAUAAAAUUUUAAUAAAUCAAGAAUAUGGCUGCAGCAGACAAUAGUUCACGUCAGGGGAAACACUCCAUUCCUAUUGAAAUAUUGGAUGAUCUAUGCAGCCGAUUCAUAAUCAACCUGCCUCAAGAAGACAGAGGCAACUUGGUUCGAAUCUGCUUCCAAAUUGAGUUGGCCCACUGGUUCUACUUGGACUAUUAUUGUACUGAUGAGAGUAAGAGGCUCAAUCCAUGUGGUAUUCGGGACUUUGCAGCACAUAUAUUUCAGCAUGUCCCCCAACUACGAGAACAUAUCAGCAAUCUUGAUGAGGUGUUGGAUAACUGGCGUGAAUAUAAACAGACAGUACCGACAUAUGGAGCUAUCCUCCUUGACACUGAACUGUCCCAUGUGCUUCUCGUACAGUCUUACUGGACCAAGGCAUCCUGGGGCUUCCCUAAGGGUAAAGUGAAUGAAGAUGAGGAGCCAUGGAAGUGUGCUGCUAGAGAGGUACUCGAGGAGACUGGAUUUGAUAUAAGCAAUCUAAUUAAUAAACAAGACUAUAUUGAAGCGAUGAUACACGAUCAAAUCGUCCGCUUGUAUAUAAUUGCAAACAUACCACGCGAUACCAAGUUCCAGCCGCGAACGAGAAACGAAAUAAAGGCCUGCGAGUGGUUCCCACUAGCCGACUUGCCCGCAAACAGGAAGGACAUGACACCCAAAGUUAAAAUGGGUGUAAGCCCCAACGCGUUUUUCAUGGUGCUGCCAUUUGUUAAAAGAAUGAGGCGAUGGGUCGUAGAAAGAAAUCUUAAAGUAGGCAGACGAACGAGACACAAAUCAAUGGGUGACAUUGAAUCAUGCAAAACAAAAAACAAAACAAUCUCGCAAGGUCUACAGAAUGAAAUACAGGAGUACCAGCAGAAUUCUGGUCACAAAUAUACAAGUAAUACUCACGGUACUCAUUCAAAUACGAAGGCGAAUGGUAACAAUGGCGCCGGUCCUAAAAAGAGCGGGAAAAUGACAAAACGUCAACUUUUCACUCCACAAAAUACACAUACUAGUAAUUUCUCCCCCUUAUUAAAAGACAACAGUCCGGCAGAAGAUAUUGAAGAAAGUGUUUAUUUGAACUUCGUCGCACCAUCUUGGGCGAAUUUUAAAUUUGAUAGACGGGCCAUCCUUGAAUGUCUGACUUGAAAAUUAAAUAUUGUGACUAAGGUUGAUCUCACUUCUAAAGACUUGUUCCUUAUAUAACAAGCUUUUAUUCGUUUUUGAAAAUAUAAUUUUCUGACGUA